This is a messenger RNA of Cyphellophora attinorum, 321 nucleotides long. RefSeq lists its product as uncharacterized. The transcript has a single exon. The coding region runs from base 1 to 321 and encodes 106 amino acids. The record is from RefSeq and is a predicted model, not a curated record. Lineage: Eukaryota; Fungi; Ascomycota; Eurotiomycetes; Chaetothyriales; Cyphellophoraceae.
AUGGCGGGCAUGGGGCUGGCGUUGUGGUGGGGAACUAAUCAAGAAAGGCAGGGGCGAGUGCGUGUGGUGCGAGAGGGGAAGGAGGUUGAUGAGGAUAAGGUUGCUGAGGAGGAUGAGGGGGUUGUUCCCGGCGCAGAAGAGGAUGUGGAGAAGGAGAAGGCUGAGAAGGAGGUUGAGAAGGCGGAGAAACAGCGGGAGGAGAAAGAGGAACGGGAGAAGGAGCAGAAGGACAAGGCGGACAAGGUGGUUAAGGAGAAGGCGGAGAAGGAGGGUGGAGACGAAGAGGCAAAGGCAGGGUGGUUUAGUAGUGGGAAGAAAUGA